Molecule: messenger RNA, 2088 nt
Organism: Babjeviella inositovora NRRL Y-12698
Lineage: Eukaryota; Fungi; Ascomycota; Pichiomycetes; Serinales
Gene: VPS1
Product: dynamin-like GTPase
Exons: 1
Coding region: 1-2088 (695 amino acids)
Biological process (GO): peroxisome organization
Cellular component (GO): microtubule; cytoplasm; membrane
Molecular function (GO): GTP binding; GTPase activity; microtubule binding
Source: RefSeq, a predicted model, not a curated record
AUGGAUGAAACAUUAAUCAGCACCAUUAAUAAGUUACAGGACGCGUUGGCGCCAUUGGGGGGAGGGUCACAGUCGCCAGUCGACUUGCCACAAAUCACCGUCGUGGGAUCGCAGUCCUCCGGUAAGUCCUCCGUCUUGGAAAACAUUGUUGGAAGAGACUUCCUCCCUCGAGGAACGGGUAUUGUUACCAGGAGACCGUUGGUGUUACAAUUGGUCAACAGAAGAGCCGCGAAGAAGAGCGGUAACGAGUUGCUCAACAUCAGCACGACCGAAGCGGAUGGCUCCAAGUCGGAAAACAACGCCGAUGAAUGGGGUGAGUUCUUGCACUUGCCGGGCAAGAAGUUCUACAACUUUGACGAGAUCAGGCAGGAGAUUGUCAGGGAAACGGAUGCCAAAACCGGAACCAACUUGGGGAUUUCCGCCGUGCCAAUCAACUUGAGAAUCUACUCGCCCCACGUGUUGACCCUCACGUUGGUUGAUUUGCCGGGCUUAACCAAGGUUCCGGUUGGUGACCAGCCAAAAGAUAUCGAAAAGCAGAUCAGAGACAUGCUCAUGAAGUUCAUCUCCAAGCCAAACGCCAUCAUUCUCUCCGUCAACGCCGCCAACACCGACUUGGCCAACUCUGAUGGCUUGAAGUUAGCCAGAGAGGUUGACCCAGAGGGCUCCAGAACCAUUGGGGUUUUGACCAAGGUUGAUUUGAUGGACCAGGGUACCGAUGUGAUUGAUAUCUUGGCGGGCAGGGUCAUUCCGUUGAGAUUCGGCUACGUGCCGGUCAUCAAUAGGGGGCAGAAGGAUAUCGAGCGCAAGAAAACGAUCAGAGAUGCGUUAGAAGAUGAAAAGAACUACUUCGAGAACCAUCCGUCGUACGGCUCCAAGUCCCACUUCUGCGGUACCCCGUACCUCGCCAAGAAGUUGAACACCAUCUUGUUGCACCACAUCAGAGCCACCUUGCCAGAUAUCAAGAUGAGGAUCGAGGCCUCCUUGAAAAAGUACGUCCAGGAGUUGGCCAGCUUGGGACCCGAAAUUGCCGACUCUCCAAGCUCCGUCAUCUUGAACAUCAUCACCGACUUUUCCAAAGAUUUUAACGGGAUCUUGGACGGUGAGACCAGGGAGUUGACCUCCCAGGAGUUGAGCGGUGGUGCCAGAAUCUCCUUUGUCUUCCACGAGAUCUACAAGAAUGGUAUCCAGUCCUUGGAUCCGUUUGACCAGAUCAAGGAUGGUGACAUCAGAACCAUCAUGUACAACUCUUCCGGUGCCGCUCCAUCCUUGUUUGUGGGUACCCAGGCCUUUGAGGUUUUGGUCAAGCAGCAGAUCAAGCGCUUUGAGGAGCCAUCCUUGCGCUGUGUGACCUUGAUCUUUGAUGAGUUGGUGAGAAUCUUGGCCCAGAUCUUGGCCCAGCCACAGUAUUCCAGAUACCCGGCGUUAAAGGACCAGCUCUCCCAAGCGUUUAUUGAGUUCUUGAGAAAGGCCAUCAUCCCAACCAACGCCUUUGUCACCGACAUUAUCGAGGCUGAGGAAACUUACAUCAACACCGCCCACCCAGACUUGUUGAAGGGCACCCAGGCUAUGACCAUCGUGGAGGACAGACUCCACCCGAAGAAGCAAAUUCAGCUCGACCCUAAGACCGGCAAGCCGUUGCCAAACCAGCAAGUCCAGCAGGUCCAACAGCCUCAAGCGAACGCUACCACAGGCGAGGAGGAAAAGUCUGGCGGCUUCUUCGGUGGCUUCUUUGCCUCCAAGAACAAGAAGAGGUUGGCGUCGAUGGAGGCUCCUCCUCCAGUGUUGAGAGCCACCGGGCAAAUGACAGAAAGAGAGACCCAGGAAACUGAGGUCAUCAAGUUGUUGAUCUCCUCCUACUUCAACAUUGUCAAGAGAACCGUUUCCGAUAUCAUCCCGAAGUCGAUCAUGUUGAAGUUGAUCAUCAGAUCCAAGAACGAGAUUCAAAAGGUAUUGUUAGAGCAGUUGUAUGCCAACAAGGAUGUAGCUGAUCUUGUCAAGGAGAACGAGGUGACCGUGCAGAGGAGAAAGGAGUGUGCCAAGAUGGUGGAGGUUUUGAGAAACGCCAGCGAGAUUGUCUCUAGUGUUUAG